Molecule: messenger RNA, 766 nt
Organism: Botrytis sinoallii
Lineage: Eukaryota; Fungi; Ascomycota; Leotiomycetes; Helotiales; Sclerotiniaceae
Exons: 2
Coding region: 73-672 (199 amino acids)
Source: RefSeq, a predicted model, not a curated record
UCUUCAAAUUGCGAAGAAAUAAUUGCUUGAAUCUUCUAAUAUCAAGUUUAUAAUCAUCAAUUCACAUUCAAAAUGUCUGGAGCUGGUACAAAGGUCAAAGAUCCACACUCAAUCAUAAAAGAGGGUGCCGGAGCAAUAGCAUCAGAUUCUCUUGCAGCCGAAUCUACGAGAGCUGGCGGAGGCUUCGCUGGAAAUCGCGACGGCGAACCAUUAGGCGUUGCAGGCGCAAACUCCACAUUUGCAAAUACCAAUACAUCUGGAGCUACUCGUCUAGAUCCUGCUUCCGAUGCUGAAGCACGAAUGGCGACUGAAGAUUGGGCGGAAGAGAAGAUACUUGGAGCUACUGGUUCAUACCAGAAAGAUGCUGGUAACCCCAAUGUAAGGAAUAGCACAAGUAAUGCGGGGGUCGCACCGAGUUAUGUCUCCAAUCAAUACCAGUCUGGCGGCAACCCGAAAGGAAAGAAUUUGACGGAAGGGGGAUUUGAGAGUAAUGAUGCAAAGAAUGCCAGUUUUACUUCAGAAAUUGGAUCAAAGAAUGAUCCGAGUCGACUUGCUGAGCAGAAGAUGCAGAGAGAGAAUGCUCAAUCAGCGAAUGAUGCAGGCUUCCCCAGGGAUAACAACGCAACGGGUGGAACUCCAUAUGAUGUUUUAGGUGGUGAUACCGCAGCUUGAGAGAUUACAUUUGAUAAGUUCAGGAAACAGUCGAAGGAAAUUGUUUGGAGAUCGCUUUAAUGACAUGAUUUGAUUGAAAAUAAAUGAGUUUUGU